Messenger RNA from Phyllopteryx taeniolatus (common seadragon), 1199 nucleotides. It is a transcript of the gene fra10ac1, whose product is annotated as FRA10A associated CGG repeat 1. Gene Ontology annotation, molecular function: phosphatase activity. The transcript is spliced from 14 exons. Gene Ontology annotation, biological process: dephosphorylation. Bases 120 to 1109 code for a protein of 329 amino acids. Lineage: Eukaryota; Metazoa; Chordata; Actinopteri; Syngnathiformes; Syngnathidae. The record is from RefSeq and is a predicted model, not a curated record.
CACUCAUCCGGGGAAGUCUGGCGUCAUCAGGGUGCGAGUUCGCGCGUGUCGACGUCAAUAUCAAGCGACGUCCAUUUUGUAAACAUUACAACAGCUCGACUGGCGUUGUCAAUGCGAAUAUGGAUAAUCUCGUCAAAGUGCACGGUGGUGGUGCCAACUACGAUUCAGAUUUCAGUGACGAUGAGACACAAGGAGAGACCUCGGAAAGCAGACUUAAAAGGAAACAUGAAGAGGAAAUUUUACAGAAGCCAUUCGGGAAAGCUCGACACUCUCAGGUGGCUCACCGCACCUUUCACUCCAAUGAACUGGACAGAGAGGAAGCCAGGAAUAGAAGAGCCCACUUGAUAUCACUGACUGCUUUUGAGCGACAUAAGAAGUUUGUCGGCGACUACAUACUUUAUUAUGGAGGACAUAUGGCCGACUUCAAACGCUCCGUAGCCAAAGACAAAACAGACUCAGAUGUUCUACGUGAGAAUCAUCGCUUCCUCUGGAGGGACGAAGAUGAAGAGGACAUGACGUGGGAGAAAGAAUUGGCGAAGAAGUAUUACGACAAGCUGUUUAAGGAGUACUGCAUAGCUGAUCUCAGUCGAUACAAAGAAAACAAGUUUGGAUUCCGCUGGAGGACAGACAGCGAGGUGGUCUCGGGCAAAGGUCAGUUCCAGUGUGGGAACAAACGCUGCGAGAAGCAGGAAGGCCUAAAAAGCUGGGAGGUGAAUUUUGCCUAUGUGGAACAGGGCGAGAAGAGGAAUGCGUUGGUCAAACUGCGACUUUGCCCGGAAUGUUCUUUCAAACUCAACUACCACCACAAACGGAAAGAGGUGAAAGCAAAGAAGAUGUUAAGGAAAGAACCAGAAGAGAACCAGGAGCCAUCGCAGAAAAAGACAAAGAAGAGAUCAUUGCCACGCUCCAAGAAGCACAAACACCGGAGGCACAGGGAACGAUCCGGCUCCUCCAGCAGCUCGGAGGAGUCGCAGGGCAAAGAAUCUGAACCAGAGGACGAGCCCGAGUGUCGGAGCGAGUCGGACCACUGGCGAGGACCGGCACCGGCAGUGGAGGAAAAGUCAAGGGAGGAAGAGUUUGACGACUACUUUGAAGACUUAUUUCUCUAAACGGCGACAUGGCGGGCAAGCAGCGUCGCCGCAAUCAAGUAUUUUGUGUAUUUUUGACUGGUGCAUAAAUAAAACCCAAUUUCAACGUCA